This is a messenger RNA of Alnus glutinosa, 307 nucleotides long. RefSeq names its product salutaridine reductase-like. The coding region runs from base 5 to 277 and encodes 90 amino acids. Gene Ontology annotation, cellular component: membrane. The record is from RefSeq and is a predicted model, not a curated record. NCBI's taxonomy places the organism in Eukaryota, Viridiplantae, Streptophyta, Magnoliopsida, Fagales, Betulaceae. The transcript has 3 exons.
AACCAUGACGAAGAGGAUUGCAGUUGUUACGGGGGCCAACAAAGGGAUAGGAUUUGAAAUAUGUAAGCAGCUUGCUUCAAAUGGGAUCAAGGUUAUAUUAACUGCUAGAGAUGAGAAGAGGGGCAAUGGAGCUGUUGAAAAACUCAAUGCUGCUGGAUACUCCGACGUGAUUUUUCAUCAACUUGAUGUGGUGGACAAGGCUAGCAUUUCUUCUUUUGCAAAUUUCAUCAAAACCCAGUUUGGGAAGCUAGACAUAUUGGAAUUGCUGGUGCCAUAAUCAAUGCAGAAGAUCGAGAGGGCUUAAAAC